Messenger RNA from Paramecium sonneborni, 243 nucleotides. Lineage: Eukaryota; Ciliophora; Oligohymenophorea; Peniculida; Parameciidae. The record is from the annotation of a GenBank genome assembly.
AUGUAUAACCUAAAUCAAUUCUUUUAUAUUCAAAUGCCGAAUAUAUUGCUUACUUAUAAUAUAUAAAGAAAGCAAAAGAGAGAGUUGAUUAAUGAUACUAUUGAGAGAGAUGAAGAAAGAGGCAUUUUAUCAAAUAUAAUUACACCUUAAUUAGAUUCGAAAUAAACACAUAAAUUCUUAGAAGGUUUGGCUAAAAUAAUAAAUAUAAAUUAGAAAAAAAAAGUUUACCUAAAAGGAAUUUGA